GUAUUCGACUGUCAUUUUCAUUUCCUAGCUGCGUUUUUAGAAAAGUUCGUGUGUUUAGUGUUUUAUUGAAUUUAAGGCUGAUAAAUUGUUGUGAGAAAAGUACAUUUCGUUAAUUAGUAAAAACGGUACUGCCUCACUGCAUUUUGAAGUUAAAUGCUUGCGUUUUGAUAUGUUCGGUAAUUGUGAAGUGGCGUGAGACACAUAUCGGGUGCUUAACGCGCAGUUAUUGGGGCGAAACACUUUUACAAGAACACAAAUUUUUGAAUAUAAAGAGGAAGGGAGUACUAACGAGGCGAAUGUCACAAAAGCUUCCCCGAUAUAAAGAAAGCCAGAAAAACCGAUUUGUAUUUGUAGUGCAGCAAGUAAACUAGCGAAGCAAGCUUAAAACUUGGAAAAGUAGCACGACAACUCCAAUCAACGAAGCAAAUAAAUAAAUAAUUGGAGCAGCGUCAUAUACGCUGUUACUUAUAGGCUACUGGUCACGAUCUUUGUUGAACCCAAAAAGAAAGGAACAGGCGAUUUGAUAUCAACGGCGUUAUCGUCAUAGGCAUCGCCACUGUCACCGCCACCGUCGCUUCAUUGACAUCGCUGCUGCUACUGCUAUUUACAAAGUCGUUGGGAAGUGUCAAAGCAGAGUAACUGAAGACACGCCAAACGAAACAAAGGAGUGGGUGAUUGGGGAGGUAGGCAGAGCGCAUAGCAUACAUUAAAUCGCGUCGUAAGCUGUUCAUAUACUAAGCUAGUGAAGGUGCUAAAAGCGGCCUAUAGGUGAUAAAUUAGCUGCUGCAAACGUAGCGAAAAGCAAAAUAUAAAAGUGAAUUAAAACCUUUUUUAUUAGUCACCAAGCAAGCUGCUGGGGAAUACAGUGCAUAUGAUUACAUGAUUACACUGUUUUCUUGAUACUAUUUGCUGGUUAAAAUUUCAUUUGCCCAUAAAUCAAACAACCAAAAUUUGCUGCUAUUUGGAAACAUCGCGUUAGGCCAACUGAUAAGGGCGAUAACCCAAAAGAGCUGUGCUGCAUUGCUAUUGGAAAUAUAGCCGUGAAAGCGUAUUUAGCAGGCAGCAAUUGAACUGAAAUAAACAAAACCGGACAUAGUAAUCACGUAACAUGGAGUCGGACGAGGAUUCGUACGAGAUGGAGAAUGUCGACUCUGGCAAUGUAUCAUCCGGAGACGAGGGCGAUGAAGAUUUUGGCAUGGAAGUCGAUAUACCCUCUUCACAUGAUCGUCAAAUGGAAACAGAGGAAUAUCAGUAUGAAGUGCUUACGACAGACGAAAUAGUACUGCAUCAGCGCGAAAUAAUCGAUGAGGUCAACAAUGUGCUCAAGCUGCCGCCCACAAUAAUCCGCAUACUGCUUAAUCAUUACAAAUGGGAUAAGGAAAAGUUGUUGGAGAAAUAUUUUGACGGUAAUACAGAGGAAUUUUUCAAGGGCGCACAUGUCAUCAAUCCUUUCAACAAAGCCGCCAAUCCAAGUCGACUCAAGGUGAACAAAAACCCCGUCGAAGAAUGCGAAAUUUGCUUCUCAUUAUUGUCACCAGAUAGUAUGACUGGUCUGGAGUGUGGCCAUCGCUUUUGUUUGGCCUGCUGGCGUGAGUAUUUAACCACAAAGAUCGUCACCGAAGGUCUCGGUCAAUCCAUCUCGUGCGCCGCGCACGGCUGUGAUAUUUUAGUCGACGACGUAACUGUCACCAAACUAGUGGAUCCGCGUGUCAAAGUGAAAUACCAGCAAUUGAUCACAAAUAGUUUUGUCGAAUGCAAUCAGCUGUUGCGUUGGUGUCCGUCCGUCGACUGUACGUAUGCAAUUAAAGUGUCGUAUGGCGAUUCCCGUCCGGUGAGUUGCAAAUGUGGGCACGUCUUUUGCUUUGCAUGCGGCGAGAAUUGGCAUGAUCCGGUCAAGUGUUGUUGGCUGAAAAAGUGGAUUAAGAAGUGCGAUGAUGAUUCGGAGACAUCCAAUUGGAUUGCGGCCAACACCAAAGAGUGUCCUAAAUGUAAUGUGACAAUUGAAAAGGAUGGCGGCUGCAAUCACAUGGUGUGCAAGAAUCAAAACUGCAAACACGAUUUCUGUUGGGUGUGCUUGGGGUCGUGGGAACCACACGGUUCGUCAUGGUACAAUUGCAAUCGGUAUGAUGAGGAUGAGGCAAAAGCGGCGCGUGAUGCGCAAGAGAAGUUGCGCUCCUCGUUGGCAAGGUACUUGCACUACUACAAUCGCUAUAUGAAUCACAUGCAGUCGUUGAAAUUUGAGAAUAAACUCUAUGCGGCGGUCAAACAUAAAAUGGAGGAGAUGCAGCAACACAAUAUGUCUUGGAUCGAAGUGCAAUUCUUGAAAAAGGCUGUAGACAUACUCUGCCAGUGCCGCCAAACACUUAUGUACACUUACGUGUUUGCCUACUAUCUGAAGAAGAAUAAUCAGUCAAUGAUCUUUGAGGAUAAUCAAAAGGAUUUGGAAUCGGCAACAGAGAAAUUGUCCGAGUACUUGGAACGUGAUAUAACGUCGGAGAACUUGGCUGAUAUUAAACAAAAAGUGCAGGAUAAAUAUAGGUGAGUAGAGGAAUAAGACUCAAGUUUGACGGCGCAA
This is a messenger RNA of Rhagoletis pomonella (apple maggot), 2575 nucleotides long. RefSeq names its product E3 ubiquitin-protein ligase ariadne-1 (gene ari-1). Gene Ontology annotation, molecular function: ubiquitin conjugating enzyme binding; ubiquitin protein ligase activity; zinc ion binding. The coding region runs from base 1109 to 2542 and encodes 477 amino acids. Gene Ontology annotation, biological process: ubiquitin-dependent protein catabolic process; positive regulation of proteasomal ubiquitin-dependent protein catabolic process; protein polyubiquitination. NCBI's taxonomy places the organism in Eukaryota, Metazoa, Arthropoda, Insecta, Diptera, Tephritidae. The transcript has 8 exons. Gene Ontology annotation, cellular component: ubiquitin ligase complex; cytoplasm; nucleus. The record is from RefSeq and is a predicted model, not a curated record.